AUGAAUGCAGAACUUCAAGAAUGGAUUCAACAGAAUACGGAAUCAAGAGUGACAGAGAAGUUUGUUGAGACUUUAAGGCAGAUUGCACGUAUUCAUAAGGAUGUAAACAAGUUCAUCGGGGGUGCUAAGGCUUUGGGGAAAUUUAAGGGCAAAGAUGAGUUUUUGAAGCAACUUUUUGAAAAAUUACAGGCACAUAAGCAGUCUCCAAAGCCAGAAUCAGCGGCUGUUCCAGCAAGAACCAUAAGGAAAAAAUUUGUGGUUAAACUUCCGUUGGAUGACAAGGAAGACGACGAUGAAGAUGAGCUUUCUACUGUGAAGGUACAAGUGAAACCAAAAUUCAACAAGCCUUUGACUUUGAAACGUAUUACGAAGCAAACUGCAGCAAAAUUGAAUGAGUUUUCAGAAAACACUGAACCAGUGGUCAUGGUAAAAAAAGAAGAAGCGACCAAAGGCACACUUAUCGAUGCAGAAGGUAGUGAUGUGGAAGAUAUAAAGGACGCCAAGGAUUUUACUGCACAAGAUAGAAAUUGGUACGAUAAUGAUGAUGAUUUUGAUAACGUCAUUCACGAUGAUGAAUAUAUACCAGCUCAGCAAGAUCCGUACGAAGGCGGCGACAGAGAGCUUGACUUGAAUGAACCUGAAAUCCAAUUAACUUCCUUAUCGUUGAAUGAGCGUAAAACCAUUAUUCCUCCGUUUUUACUUGAUUUCCAUGACCAGUCAGGAGAGCUUGCGAUAGUGGGUGCUUUGGAUAUGUCUUCAAAUGCAAAUAAGGGAAUAGCAGAUCCGAUAAGAAACCCUGAGAGCGACUUUUCUAUUAAUGCAAGGAGAGGCAGCAAGCUUGUAGCGAUGAGGAGGAUUCAUAGAGAUAGAAAAUCUAAAUCUCAGAACGCUACCGAGCUAAAAGGUAGCGCCUUAGGUAAAGUUCUAGGAGUAAAACAAGAUAGUUCAACUGACGCGCAAACUAAGCAACCUAAUCAGCCCAUUGCUAUAAAAGAAAAAGAGCAGAGCUUUGAAGAAAUACAAGCAGUGAGAAGGUCUUUACCCGCUUAUAAAGUACGACACGACUUAAUGCGCCAUAUUAGAGAUAACCAGAUUACUGUGGUUAUUGGUGAAACGGGUUCAGGUAAAACAACACAAUUAGCACAAUUCCUCUACGAAGACGGUUUCACUGCAAAUGGUAGAAUGAUUGGAUGUACACAGCCAAGAAGAGUAGCAGCUGUAUCGGUUGCUGAAAGAGUUUCCAAAGAAAUGGAUACCCCAAUUGGUGUUAAAGUUGGAUACUCAAUCAGAUUCGAAGAUCAGACUUCGGAUUCAACAAAAAUCAAGUUUAUGACCGACGGUAUACUCCUUAGGGAGGCAAUGAUAGAUCCGUUGCUUGAGAAAUAUUCAUGUAUUAUAAUGGACGAAGCUCAUGAACGAUCUUUGAACACCGAUGUGCUCCUAGGGAUCUUCAAAACAUUAUUAGCUCGAAGACACGAUUUAAAACUUGUCGUGACAUCGGCAACAAUGAAUGCAGAUAAGUUCUCCCAAUUCUUUGGUAAUGCGCCACAAUAUUUCAUACCGGGAAAAACUUUCCCCGUCGAAAUCAUUUACACUAACCAUCCAGUACCUGAUUACGUUGAAUCUGCUGUUCAAAAAGCUUUAGAUAUACAUUUAUCUACACCAAUUUCAAAUGGAGAUAUCUUGAUAUUUAUGACUGGUCAAGAAGAUAUUGAAGCAACUUGUUCUACCAUCAUCGAACGCUUAACUGAGAUCUAUACUAAAAAAUACGGGGCAAAUUAUGAGGAGCAAUUAGCGGAUGUUCAAGUUCUUCCAAUUUACUCGUCGUUACCUGCAGAUGUACAAGGAAGGAUAUUUCAAAGACAAGAACAAAACGUUAGAAAGAUUGUUGUUGCCACAAAUAUUGCUGAAACAUCAUUGACAGUUGACGGUAUUAAAUAUGUCAUAGAUUGUGGGUACUCCAAAUUGAAGGUGUAUAAUCCGAAAAUCGGCCUUGAUAGUUUGCGAAUCACACCCAUCUCACUUGCAAAUGCUAAUCAACGGUCAGGAAGGGCUGGUCGUACGGGCCCUGGUAUCGCAUAUAGACUUUUCACUCAUGAUUCAGCGAUGGAAGAUAUGUAUCCUCAGGCCAUCCCAGAAAUUCAAAGGACAAAUUUGGCAAAUACACUCUUGCAGUUGAAAUCGUUGAAUAUCAACAACUUAUCGAAAUUCCCUUUCAUUGAUCCACCGCCAUCGCAGAAUCUAAUGACAUCGUUGUACGAUCUUUGGGCCUUAGAAGCUUUGGACAACUUCGGUCAUCUAACUAAAUUAGGCAGACUGAUGGGUGCCUUCCCUUUACAGCCCUUUCUUUCCAGGGUACUAAUAAGUGCAUCACAAUAUGGCUGUACCGAAGAGAUGUUAACGAUUGUAUCUAUGCUUUCGGUUCCGUCUGUCUUCUAUAGGCCGAAGGAACGUGAAGAAGAAUCUGACCAAGCCAGAAGCCGGUUUUUCAUCCCUGAAUCAGAUCAUUUGACCCUACUUAACGUGUAUGCUCAAUGGAAAGCCAACAGAUAUUCUGCCCAUUGGUGUAAUUCACGCUUCUUACAAUUCAGAUCUCUCCAAAGAGCUAAAGACAUUCGAGAACAGUUACUCUAUGUGAUAAGAAAAUUGAAUUUACCGAUGGCUUCUUCUGGGUCAGACUGGGCUCCAAUAAGAAAAUGUCUAUGCACCGGUUACAUCCAACAGACUGCCAAACUAUCAGGGUUAGGCAAAUAUGUUCAUUUAAAAACAGGGAUGGAUCUCAAAGUACAUCCAACAAGUGCUUUAUUUGGUCUUGGUGACCUUCCAGCGUAUGUCGUCUAUCAUGAACUUUUGAUGACUACAAAGGAAUAUAUAAAUGUCGUGACAGCUGUCGACCCAUUAUGGUUGAUGGAAUACAGUGGUAUUUUCUAUCAUAUAAAGAGACGAAAAGAACAAUCCUAUCAGUUCGGACUAAACUCUUCUCUGAAUAACGAUGAUCAGGACCACCAGGACAAAAUUGAUCUUCAAAUUGAGAAACUAAGGCUUAAUGCAAAGGAUAAAUUGGAACGUCUAGAAACCGACAAAUCUUCUGCUGCUUUAAAUAAGACGAACAGUAUAGAAAUGAGAAGGACAACCAAUGAACGUCAGGAACAGCCUGCGGUUAGGAUUGGAAUAAAAAGAAGAAGACCUUUCUAG
This is a messenger RNA of Kluyveromyces lactis, 3195 nucleotides long. RefSeq names its product DEAH-box RNA helicase PRP16 (gene PRP16). Gene Ontology annotation, biological process: mRNA splicing, via spliceosome. Gene Ontology annotation, cellular component: intracellular anatomical structure; spliceosomal complex. Bases 1 to 3195 code for a protein of 1064 amino acids. The record is from RefSeq and is a predicted model, not a curated record. The transcript has a single exon. Lineage: Eukaryota; Fungi; Ascomycota; Saccharomycetes; Saccharomycetales; Saccharomycetaceae. Gene Ontology annotation, molecular function: ATP binding; RNA binding.